AGGAAAAGUCAGUGCUGCUCUCAAGGCUCCACUCUUCGUCUGUGCAUGUUCCUUUCAUUCAGCUCCCACACAGCGACCAAAACACACCAAGCAGGAUCAGCUUCUGCAAACCGGUCAGCAGAAGCUGCUGCAGAGCUUCAUAUGGAACUGAUGGCUUUCUAAAGCUCCACCACUGCAGCUCUUGUGCAUUUUUUUUCUCUCUCAGUGCAAGUUGUGCCUCUUUAUCUAGUGCCUGCUUCAUUAUUUCUCCAGAACAUCUGAAGUUACCCAUUCCUCCUGCUCUCUCUUGUGCCUGACCCACAAGUAGGGGUGAUGUGGAGGGGUAGAUUGGCAGCCUUUAUUCAAUGAAAGAACCCUAAAUCACCUGUUACCUCCACUCUGCAGCUUCCUUGGACUUUAACAGACUGCAGCAGAGAGAAGGACGGAGAGCAAGCAGUCGGCUGCUCAGGGACCUCCAGGAUCUGUUUGACUCCACAGCAUGGGCUCUUUUACUGGGAUAACAUUUCUUUUCUUGGGAGUAUCAAUAACAACAAGGGUGAUCUGUCAGGAUGUCAAAAAUAACGUGCCAAGGCUUAAAUUGUCCUACAAAGAAAUGAUGGAUACCAACAAUUUAAUCACAUUCAAUGGAUUGGCCAAUAGUUCAAGCUACAAUACAUUUGUGUUAGAUGAAGAACGAGGAAGACUAUAUGUCGGGGCUAAGGAUCACAUAUUUUCAUUUAACCUGGCUAACAUCAAAGACUUUCAAAAGAUUGUAUGGCCUGUGAGUAACACCCGCAGGGAUGAAUGCAAGUGGGCUGGUAAAGAUAUUGUGAAGGAAUGUGCAAACUUUAUCAAAGUGCUCAAAGUUUACAACCAUACUCACUUGUAUGCCUGUGGAACCGGGGCAUUUCAUCCUGUCUGUACCUAUAUUGAUGUUGGCCACUACCCAGAGCAGGAUAACAUAUUUAGACUAGAGGACACCGUUUUUGAGAAUGGCAGAGGGAAGAGUCCUUAUGAUCCCAAACUGUUAACAGCCUCUCUUUUGAUUGAUGGGGAGCUGUAUUCUGGAACUGCAGCAGAUUUUAUGGGAAGAGAUUUUGCCAUUUUCCGCACGCUUGGAAAUCAUCAUCCAAUUAGGACAGAGCAGCAUGACUCCAGAUGGUUAAAUGAUCCUAGGUUCAUUGGGGCAUACCUAGUUCCAGAAAGUGACAAUCCAGAAGAUGAUAAAGUAUAUUUUUUCUUUCGAGAAAAUGCAAUAGACGGUGAACAUACGGGCAAGGCAACAAUUGCUCGAAUAGGACAACUGUGUAAGAACGACUUUGGUGGGCACAGAAGUCUAGUCAACAAAUGGACUACCUUCCUUAAGGCUCGAUUGGUUUGUUCUGUGCCUGGUCCUAAUGGGAUAGACACACAUUUUGAUGAAUUACAGGACAUCUAUUUAAUGAACUCAAAAGACCCCAAGAACCCAGUUGUGUAUGCUGUAUUUACAACAUCAAGUAAUAUAUUUAAGGGGUCCGCUGUGUGCAUGUACAGCUUGGCUGAUGUUCGAAGAGUAUUCCUUGGGCCUUAUGCACACAGAGAUGGUCCAAAUUAUCAGUGGGUACCCUAUCAAGGAAGAGUUCCAUAUCCUCGACCAGGAACUUGCCCAAGCAAGACAUUUGGAGGCUUUGACUCGACUAAGGACCUUCCAGAUGAUGUUAUUAUGUUUGCACGAAGUCACCCUGCCAUGUACAACGCUGUUUAUCCUAUCAAUAACAGACCGAUAAUAAUUAAAACGGAAGUGGAUUAUCAGUUUUCUCAGAUAGUGGUUGAUCGAGUAGAAGCGGAAGACGGCCAGUAUGAUGUCAUGUUUAUCGGAACAGAUAUGGGGACAGUUUUGAAAGUAGUUUCUGUGCCAAGGGAAACUUGGCAUGAUUUGGAAGAGGUUCUACUUGAAGAAAUGACUGUAUUUAGGGAGCCAACUACUAUAUCAGCCAUGGAGAUUUCCACAAAGCAACAACAGUUGUAUAUUGGUUCAUCCAUGGGUGUUUCCCAGAUGCCUUUGCACCGCUGUGAUGUUUAUGGAAAAGCAUGUGCUGAAUGUUGUCUUGCCAGGGACCCCUAUUGUGCCUGGGAUGGAUCUUCAUGCUCUCGUUACUUUCCUACUGCUAAAAGGCGUACAAGGAGGCAAGACGUUCGCAAUGGGGAUCCUUUAACUCACUGUUCUGAUCUACAGCACCAUGAUGAUCCACAUAGACAAAAUCUGGAAGAAAAAAUUAUCUAUGGUGUUGAAAACAGUAGCACAUUUUUGGAGUGCAGCCCUAAAUCACAGCGUGCCCUGGUCUUCUGGCAGUUUCAAAAGCUGAAUGAAGAGAAAAAAGAAGAGAUAAAAAUAGACGAUCGUACAAUAAAGACAGAACACGGCCUUCUGCUCCGUAUCCUUAAGAAGAAAGAUGCUGGAAUAUAUUAUUGCAAUGCUAUAGAACAUGGUUUCAUACAGAGUCUGCUCAAAGUAACUCUGGAAAUAAUUGACACAGAACAUCUAGACGAACUGCUUCACAAAGAUGAUGACGGGGAGAACCAUAAGCACAAAGAGCCAUCAAAUAGCAUGUCACCAACUCAGAAAAUCUGGUAUAGAGAUUUCAUGCAGCUAAUUAACCAUCCCAAUCUGAACACAAUGGAUGAAUUCUGUGAGCAAGUGUGGAAAAGAGACCGCAAACAACGUCGACAAAAAAAUGCUAAUGCCCAAGUCAACACAAAUAAAUGGAAGCACCUACAAGAAAAUAAGAAGGGUAGAAAUAGGAGGACCCAUGAAUUUGAAAGGGCACCGAGGAGUGUCUGAUCUGCAUUACCUCUUCAAACCUCAUCCGAGUAGGAUUUGUAUAGACAUUUAACUGGAAAAAUGCAAUAUUCAUGAAGUUUUUCAUGGCAUUAUUUGGAUGUUUACAAAGUGGAAAGCUCACCCAAUUUUCCACCAAGUCUAAAUAAAACACAUUAGUAACUUUCCAAAUAGACUUAGACUACAUAGUCAACAUUUAAAAUGUUAAAGACAACAUGACUAAGCUUGGUUUUCCAUUUUUAAAGCAAUUUUCAUUAGAAUACUUUUUUUCAUACUUCCUUCCCUUCCCAAGAAGAAACUAUUCAUAACCCAGCAACUGAAAUGAAAAAGGCCUUUUGUCAGUCACCGCUACCAUUCGGAGUUUUUGUCCAUCCGGACAUUUUGUUGCACAUCCUUCUUCUGAAGACAACACAGCGACUUUAGAUUAAAUCUGUGAUUUUUUUUUUCUUUCUAACCUUCAUGUGUUUAUGAACUCUCCCUGGGAAUAUACAAAUAUACAGUCCGUUAACCGUACCAAUAAUUGUCCACUAUUCAGCAAGCAGGUGGAGUUUAUUGGUCUACUACUGAUGCCUCCUUCUAGCUUUGAACUUUGGUUUUAUUUGCUUAAGUAUAAUUUAAAUGUACCAUAACAAAUAUGCAGUUAGUGUUUUCUCUCCAUUUUUUUAAUAACAUUGACUUGUUUGGUAUACUUCUUUGUAAUUAUUUGAACCUUAUCUUUAUUCGCAUUGUUAUUUUAUUGGAUAAUUAUUUUAUUGAGUCGACCAUUGAACGCUCACCAAGCCUAUUAUUUGUUACAUAUCUAUGGUAGUAACACUAAUUAACAUCUUAAUUUAAAUAUAACAUUCCCAACUGUCUUUAAAUUGAAAUAAGAUAAAUGUUUCAUCCUAUCGUGUUUUAAAGAUAUUCUGAAUAAAAGAGGGAAUGUUUUGGAUCUAGUAAACAAUCUAAGAAAAUACUGAUAUUUGGUUAUUUUUGAAACUGAAAAUGAAAUUGGUUUGAUGCAUCAGACAGAUCAUCACUUCCUGGGUCAAUUUGUAAGAUUAUGUAACUCUAUCACAAAUUUUUCAGAAUAUUUAAGGGGCUGGUAACUGGUAUAUUCAAAGGUUGUAGUGAUAUGAAAUACACAAUUGUUAUGAACAUUCAUGAAAAGUGUAAAUAAAAAGUAUCACAACAAAAUAAA
Spea bombifrons (plains spadefoot toad) is the source of this 3977-nucleotide messenger RNA. It is a transcript of the gene SEMA3A, whose product is annotated as semaphorin 3A. The record is from RefSeq and is a predicted model, not a curated record. Gene Ontology annotation, molecular function: chemorepellent activity; semaphorin receptor binding; neuropilin binding. Gene Ontology annotation, biological process: negative chemotaxis; semaphorin-plexin signaling pathway; motor neuron axon guidance. The transcript has 17 exons. The coding region runs from base 479 to 2800 and encodes 773 amino acids. NCBI's taxonomy places the organism in Eukaryota, Metazoa, Chordata, Amphibia, Anura, Pelobatidae.